GUCAGUGAAAGUGUUUAGACUGGGGAUCCAGCCCACUCACACACACUUUCCCGUUAGGCACACAUCAACAGCAGUACUUACUUUGGGAAUGGGAAGAUCAUACCAAAUAAUGAUGUUAGAGAACAAGGUUUUUUCCUGUUUUGUAUUCUAUAGUGUUCUCCUGGUAAUCAAGAUGUACAUCAUAGCAAUCAUCACUGGACAAGUAAGGCUGCGCAAAAAGGCUUUCGCGAACCCAGAGGACGCGCAGAGACAUGGUGGCCUCCAGCACUUCAGACAGGAUCCAGAUGUAGAGCGGUGCCAAAGGGCUCACCGUAACGACAUGGAGAAUAUCGUCCCCUUCCUGUUCCUGGGGGCCGUCUACUCCCUGAUUGGCCCGUCGCUGGCCGUGGCCCGCGCUCACUUCCUGGUCUUCUUCCUAUUCCGCAUGCUCCAUACGCUGGCCUACCUCUGUGUCCUGCGGGCACCCACGCGCUCCCUGGCCUACGUGAUCGCCCAGGUGCCCUGCAUCUCCAUGGCCGUUCAGAUUCUCGCGGCGGUGUCCUCGAAUGGGUGUUCUGACUUUAUUGGUGACCAAUCUUAGUGGAUGAUUAGGGCCUGAUAAGAGCAGUAGAGAAUACUGCUUGUAAGAGGGAACAGAUAUUUUUCAUAUGAGGGAAAUCCUAAAGACUGCAUUGUCAUCAGACUGCAAUGCUACAAUAGCAGUUUGUGCCUCUCAGCAAUGCUCUAUGAAGUGUACACUGUUGUGCUCUAGCUAGUACAUCUUCAUGUAGUACUGUAUUCUUUUACAUCUUAGUCACAUAGCAGACACUUUUAUCCAGAGCAACUUGCAGAUGCCUUACUCAAGGGCACAUAGACAGAUGUUUCACCUAGUUGGCUCGGGGAUUUGAACCAGCAACCUUUCAGUUACUAGCCCAAUGCUUUUAACCGCCAGGCUACCUAUAUGCUACAGAAUGUUGAAGUCAAUUGACUCCCUCUGAAGGUCAUGGGGACACUACUCUCGGAAGAAAAAGUUUAACAUUUCGAUUAACAUGUAACUUUGUAACCAAUUAUUUGGGUUGACAUGUUUUUUUUUUCAUACACAAGUCAAUGUUACUUGUUUUCAUCUUUUACAUUCUGUAUUUCUUGUCAUUCAACAAGUGGUAUUUUUGUAGAAAAGUCUGGGAUGUAGUGACCUAUUUGCUCAAACCAAUCCAGUAUUUUAGAAGUUGAACUGAAGAGCAGACAUGUAUAACACAAAUCAUUUAUCAUAAUGCAUUUUUUAAAUGAAAACAGAAGAAAACGGUUGAA
Oncorhynchus nerka (sockeye salmon) is the source of this 1287-nucleotide messenger RNA. Its product is annotated as prostaglandin E synthase-like. NCBI's taxonomy places the organism in Eukaryota, Metazoa, Chordata, Actinopteri, Salmoniformes, Salmonidae. The transcript is spliced from 3 exons. Gene Ontology annotation, molecular function: prostaglandin-E synthase activity. Gene Ontology annotation, cellular component: membrane. Gene Ontology annotation, biological process: prostaglandin biosynthetic process. Bases 89 to 580 code for a protein of 163 amino acids. The record is from RefSeq and is a predicted model, not a curated record.